GACCAAGGCGAGGGUGUGUUACUUCGGUCCCCCACCGGAACCUGAUCCUGAUAAUCCGGAUGACUGGAUGAAGCAAGUCAUGCAAGAGAUACGGGAGCGUUGCCCGGGAACGAAGAAACACACCUCAGUUAGUAAGUCGCCCAAAGAUUUAUGUUGCAAUAUAGACGAGUGCUCGAGCCCAGAGCCCCUCGGACUUGAAAACGGUACCGUCACUGAUGACCACAUCACAUCGUCAAGCCAUCAAAGCAAUUUUCCAGCCAGGAAGGGACGGCUGAACGAUAACGGUGCAUGGAUGGCCCAAUGGGAAGAUACAAAUCCUUGGAUCGAGGUGGACCUCAUUGACAGCACAGUGGUGUGUGGGGUCAUCACGCAAGGCUACUCCAAGUACACUGACUAUGUGACGCACUACCAGGUUGCGUAUCAGAAGCAGCCUUCAUCUGUCCGUGAACACGUGAAAGAUGGAAACGGAGACAUCAAGGUAUUCAUUGGUAACACUAACGCUACUGGCAACACCCCAGUAACUAACCUGUUUGAUGAGAGUGUGGUGGCGACGGUAGUGCGCAUCAAGCCUACAGACUGGGAAACUGUUGCUGCUUUGCGAUUGGAGUUGCUUGGUUGUCGUCUAAAUUCAUUCACUUGUAGCAUUUAA
Patiria miniata (bat star) is the source of this 649-nucleotide messenger RNA. RefSeq names its product retinoschisin-like. The transcript is spliced from 4 exons. The coding region runs from base 68 to 649 and encodes 193 amino acids. The record is from RefSeq and is a predicted model, not a curated record. NCBI's taxonomy places the organism in Eukaryota, Metazoa, Echinodermata, Asteroidea, Valvatida, Asterinidae.